Molecule: messenger RNA, 603 nt
Organism: Cyanidioschyzon merolae strain 10D
Lineage: Eukaryota; Rhodophyta; Bangiophyceae; Cyanidiales; Cyanidiaceae
Product: small GTP-binding protein of Rab family
Exons: 1
Coding region: 1-603 (200 amino acids)
Molecular function (GO): GTPase activity; GTP binding
Source: RefSeq, a predicted model, not a curated record
AUGCAGAGACCUUUGGUUGCGCUGAAGAUCGUUCUCGUGGGCAAUAGUGCAGUGGGCAAGUCAUCUCUCUUGCUACGAUUUGCGGAAGGCACGUUUGCGGAACUGCCAGCCACAGUAGGCGUAGACUUUCGAGUGAUCUCACUGGAAAACGUCCAGGGCUAUCGUGUCAAACUCACCUGCUGGGACACCGCGGGACAGGAAAAGUUUCGCACCCUGACGUCAUCUUAUUAUCGCGGUGCACACGGUGUUAUUAUGGUGUACGGUAUAGAUGAUCCAGAGUCGCUGAAGCAUCUUGAGACAGCUUGGCUAGAAGAAGCGAGACGGUAUGUGAAUAACCCAAACGCUGUUUAUAUGAUAGUGGGCAACAAAUCGGACCUGCCGACUGCUGUGGUGCCCAGGGCAGACGGGCGGCGACUCGCUGAGCGUGUUGGCGCACUCUUUCUCGAGACAAGUGCAAAGUCAGGUUCUGGAGUAUCGGAGUGCUUUGUAGAGCUUGUUGCACGUAUAUUGGAGGCACAACCCCAUGUAACAGGUGAUGGCGAGCAAGCAGGAGUUCAACUGGAAGCCGGUCCGUAUCAUGAAACAGCCUCAUGUCUUUGUUGA